Messenger RNA from Echinops telfairi (small Madagascar hedgehog), 364 nucleotides. Its product is annotated as 40S ribosomal protein S26-like. The transcript has 2 exons. Gene Ontology annotation, cellular component: cytosolic small ribosomal subunit; ribosome. The record is from RefSeq and is a predicted model, not a curated record. Gene Ontology annotation, biological process: translation. NCBI's taxonomy places the organism in Eukaryota, Metazoa, Chordata, Mammalia, Afrosoricida, Tenrecidae. Bases 65 to 364 code for a protein of 99 amino acids. Gene Ontology annotation, molecular function: mRNA binding; structural constituent of ribosome.
UGGGGCAGCUCUGCUGUGUGCCUUUCUCUCGAAAUGAGGAAAAAAUCGCGUCCUCGCUUCCGAGAUGACAACGAAAAGGCGAAACUACAGCCGUGCCAAGAAAGGCCACAGCCAUGUGCAGCCCAUUCGCUGCCAGAACUGCACCCGCUGCAUGCCCAAAGACAAGGCCAUGAAGACGUUCAUCAUAAGAAACAUAGUGGAGGCCGCGGCCGUCAGAGACAUUUCCGAAGCGAACGCCUUUGACGCAUGCGUGCUUCCCAAGCUGUACGUGAAGCUGCAUUACUGUGUGAGUUGUGCCAUUCACAGCAAGGUGGUUAGGAACCGGUCACAUGAAGCCCAGAAGGAACGAACCCCCCCACCUUGA